Molecule: messenger RNA, 1230 nt
Organism: Schistosoma margrebowiei
Lineage: Eukaryota; Metazoa; Platyhelminthes; Trematoda; Strigeidida; Schistosomatidae
Source: the annotation of a GenBank genome assembly
AUGAGUUUAUUGAAACCAAAUAAUAAUGAAGCUGAAUUAACUGAAGAAUUUAAUUCAUCUAAUCGAUUACAUACUUCUUCAUUAACCCAUUCUACAUCAUCAUCACCAACAACAAAACCUAGUCAUCCAUCUACAACACAACAACAACAUCAUCAUGAUAAUGAUGAAGUGAAUUGUGAUGAUGAUGACACGAUGAAAUGUCUUGGGUCAAUUAAUCCAGAUCCAUGGAUAACUAUGGAACCUGGAAAACAACAACAACGUAAGGAUUUGAUAUCAAAAUGCAAACGAUCAUUAUCCAGUGAAUUAGAUACUAAUAAAUUAAAACAACACCCUAAUCCUCUUCAUCAUUAUCCGUAUCAUCAUGGAUUUGAGUUUCCUACCAAUAAUAACACAUCGGCUAAUAAUCAGUCUAUCCCCGCUGGUUGUGGCGGUGGUGAUGGUUAUCAAAAAAAGACCGGAGUCGAACCGUGUUGCCUCGACCCUCCAACCUCGAAAACUGUGGUCAUAACUUCCGACAUGCAUAAAUUGAAAGCUUCAACUAUCACAACUCCAUCAUGUACAAUAUCAUUAUCACCAUCAUCCUCAUCAAUAACAACAACAACCUCAUCUCCACUGACAGUUACAACGAGAAUGAUAAAUUGGAAAACAACUACCUCAUCAUCACAAUUUAAAUCAUCUGAUGAACGUCAACAUGAUUAUCAUACUUUUUAUUAUGGAAAGAAUGAAAAUCAAAAAUUAUGGAAACCACGUCGUUUACAUUUUGUAUUACGCCUCCCAAUUAUUGGAACUGAUCCACAUGUUUUAUUAAUACAAAUCAUUGAAUUAAUAAAACGUUAUCAAUGUUCUUAUGAAUUUCUUAGUUCAUAUCGUAUACGUUGUACAAAAUUAAUGAAUCCUUCUUCUUCUUCUCAUCAACCCUCUCCUUGUUCAAAUGAUAAUAAUAAUAAUAACACUAUUGAUGAUGUUGAUGUUGACCAACAACUAGAACAUUGUACACUAACAACAUCACCUCAACAAAACCAACCCCAGCAACAACAACAACAACAGCCUCAAGUAUCUUAUCUAAUUCAUUUAAAACAUAAAACUAAUUUAAUCAUAUGGGAUAUGGAAAUAUUUCAAUUAGCUAAACCAAUUAAUUAUGGUGUACGAUUUAAACGCAUUUCAGGCAAUCGUAAUGCAUUCAAUAUUAUUAUGAAAUAUUUUAUUUUACAUACUACUAAUAUAACUUAA